AUGGCCUACAGCCCGACAAAUAUCCCCGACAACCUCUACGUCGGAGGUUUAUGGGCACUUCGUCGCUCCGAUCAGCUGUCUGAAAAGGGCAUUACUCAUGUACUGUCGCUGUAUGGGUUCCCGCCAGAUUCUCUCAAGAACUUCAAGGAAGAGCCAUGGUCCGAGUACGGAAAGCAAUAUCAACACCUUGUUAUCGAUAUUGACGAUGUUGAAGAGACCGACAUCCUGGUCGAGUUCCCAAAAGCCGUCAAGUUCAUCAACGGAGGCCUCAACAGCAUCAGCGAAACAGGCAAGCCGGGUGGUGUUUUCGUCCACUGCGCUGUGGGCAAAUCACGUUCCGUUUCCUGCGUCAUAGCCUUUCUACUGUGGAAGUACCCCAACAAGUUCGAUCCUUCCGCUAAAUCCGGUGCUUCAAAGCCUCGAAAUGAGACGGCCGAGGAAGCAGUGGACGCAGCUCUCGCCCUAAUCCGGCAAACACGCCCCAUGGCAGAGCCCAAUGAUGGGUUCAUGGAACAACUGCGCAUGUGGUGGACGAUGGGAUGCCCCGAAGACGUUGAGGAACAUCCCUUGUAUCAGCGCUGGGCAUAUCAGCGCGAAGUCAGCGAGAGCCUGGCUGUGGGACAGGCGCCUUCGCGUCUUCGUUUCGAGGACGAGCAAACUCCAAAGCUUGACACGUCUGGAUCGAGCCUACGCUGCAAGAAAUGCCGUCGUGUGCUUGCAACUGCCCAAUUUAUUGCCAAACACGAAUCUAGCAAUGGCCCAACCAACUGCCAGCACUUCUUUAUUGAGCCGUUGAGUUGGAUGCGCCCCGAAUUGGAACAAGGUACCCUAAAUGGUCGACUGACCUGCCCCAACGACCGCUGCGGCGCUACCGUAGGCCGCUACGAUUGGAAGGGGUUCAAGUGCAGUUGCGGUGCCUGGUUGACACCCGCGUUCUCGCUACAACGAGCCAAAGUAGACGAGGCCGUGACGUCUACAUCUGGUACCGGCGGCAACCUAGGCAUUAGACUUCCACCCGGUUCUGGACGAGGAAAUCUCUGA
This is a messenger RNA of Beauveria bassiana ARSEF 2860, 1041 nucleotides long. RefSeq names its product dual specificity phosphatase. The record is from RefSeq and is a predicted model, not a curated record. Gene Ontology annotation, cellular component: nucleus. The coding region runs from base 1 to 1041 and encodes 346 amino acids. Lineage: Eukaryota; Fungi; Ascomycota; Sordariomycetes; Hypocreales; Cordycipitaceae. Gene Ontology annotation, molecular function: protein tyrosine/serine/threonine phosphatase activity. Gene Ontology annotation, biological process: protein dephosphorylation. The transcript is spliced from 2 exons.